Sorex araneus (European shrew) is the source of this 2321-nucleotide messenger RNA. It is a transcript of the gene FAM43B, whose product is annotated as family with sequence similarity 43 member B. The record is from RefSeq and is a predicted model, not a curated record. The coding region runs from base 466 to 1449 and encodes 327 amino acids. The transcript has a single exon. NCBI's taxonomy places the organism in Eukaryota, Metazoa, Chordata, Mammalia, Eulipotyphla, Soricidae.
CCCGGUGAUGUAGGCGCCGGCGGAGGUGGAGCCGCGACGCGUGAAGGAGUCCCCCCGCAGUCGCACUCCCGGUCCCCCCUCGGAGCAGCCAGCCGCCAGUCCCGGCUCCCGUGACUUCCCUGCCGCCGCAAUUCGGGCGGCGGGGACCGCGGGAUCCUCCUCUCGGGGCCGGGGGUGCGCCGCCGCCACGCCCAGCCCUUGCCCCUCCUGGUUCCCGGCCGGCGGGAGCGACUCCCCUUGUGCGGGAAGCUGAUCCCAGACGCUCGGCCACCGCCCGGACAUCUCGGCUGCCAGUCCGGCUGGGCAACCGGGCAUCUCGGGGCAUCGACUGGUUCCGGCGCCGCCGCCCGGCUGCUCGCGACCCCCAGGCCGCAGGCUGCCGCGCGCCCUCCCCUCCCCCGGCCUCCGGGCCGGACGCCCGCGAGCUCCCGGCACUCCCCAGCCCCUGUGGCCGCCGCAGCCACUAUGCUGCCCUGGAGACGUGACAAAUUCGUGCUGGUGGAGGACGAGACCAAGUGCAAGGCGAAGAGCCUGAGCCCGGGGCUCGCCUACACGUCGCUGCUCUCCAGCUUCCUGCGCUCCUGCCCGGACCUGCUGCCCGACUGGCCGCUGGAGCGCCUGGGCCGCGUGUUCCGCAGCCGGCGCCAGAAAGUGGAGCUCAACAGGGAGGACCCGACCUACACCGUGUGGUACCUGGGCAACGCCGUCACCCUGCACGCCAAGGGCGACGGCUGCACCGACGACGCCGUGGGCAAGAUCUGGGCGCGCUGCGGGCCGGGCGGGGGAGCCAAGAUGAAGCUGACGCUGGGGCCGCACGGCAUCCGCAUGCAGCCGUGCGAGCGCGGCGCGGCGGGGGGCUCGGGGGGUCGCCGGCCGGCGCACGCCUACCUGCUGCCGCGCAUUACUUACUGCACGGCGGACGGGCGGCACCCGCGCGUCUUCGCCUGGGUCUAUCGCCACCAGGCGCGCCACAAGGCCGUGGUGCUGCGCUGCCACGCCGUGCUGCUGGCGCGGGCGCACAAGGCGCGCGCCCUGGCCCGCCUGCUCCGCCAGACCGCGCUGGCGGCCUUCAGCGACUUCAAGCGCCUGCAACGCCAGAGCGACGCGCGCCACGUGCGCCAGCAGCACCUCCGCGCGGGGGGCGCCGCCGCCUCGGUGCCGCGCGCCCCUCUGCGCCGCCUGCUUAACGCCAAGUGCGCCUACCGGCCGCCGGCCGCCGAGCGUGGCCGGGGCGCGCCGCGCCUGAGCAGCAUCCAGGAGGAGGACGAGGAGGAGGACGAGGACGCGGACGAGCGCGAGGAAGGAGCCCCCCAGCGCGAGCGGCCCGAGGUGCUCAGCCUGGCCCGGGAGCUGAGGACGUGCAGCCUGCGGGGCGCCCCCGCGCCUCCACCGCCGCAGCCCCGCCGCUGGAAGGCCGGCGCCCGGGAGAGAGGUGGCCUGGCGCGCUGAGAGCGCGCACCGCAGGGUUCGCGGCCCUGGACCCGGCCGGCGAUCUUCCAGCCUCCUACCCUGGCCCAUCCCGCUUUGGCUCCCCUAGUCUCCCCUCUGCUCCCCCCCUAGGCCCUGGCCUUUUACGAUGCCCGUUGUUCGCAUCUCAUCCUGAUGCAGGGGGACGCCUAAUAUUCCCUUGAUUGUUGGGCAGUUGGGUGGGGGAAAGCAGCAGCAUUCAGUGUUCAACUCUGCCUCCCAAUCAGACGUCCUACCCUUCUCCUCGGUCCUCCAUUGUGGAAAUGCCCCCCUGGGAAGCCGAUUCCCCUCACCUCCCCCACCCCCAUGCUUUACACCUAGUCUCAGCCCAGAGACUUCCCUGCUGCUCCCUCUCAGCCAUCCUCUUAAGGAGGGAGGAAGAAGUUUCUUCUUCCUAGGAGGGAGGGUUAGACGCCCCUCGCAGAGGCAGAGGAACCUGAAGGAUGGGGUCUGGGGGGCCCGAGUUGGCUGCAUUGCUCUGUGCCUGGAGACCCGGAGGUAGGUUAGGCUACAAUGCCAGGCCCACACCUGGGCCCUGGUACCCUCCCCCGCUUCCAGGAUUCCUCCCCCACCCCAGCUUGCCUCAGAGGUGUCUGUGGUGCCCACUGGUGCCCUACAGCACGAUCAAGUCUGGGCCAACAGAACCUCCUCCGGUGGAUGCCCGAGGCCGCUGACUCAGCAGGCAGUGGACAGGGACAGAUACCCUGGGGUGGAGGGCAGGAGGGUGAGGUGGGAGUCUUGUUGUCCCAGGGAAGAAUCGCUUCCCUGCCCAGUGUCUCUUGGCCGCAAGAAGUCCAAAGAUCUAUGUCUCCAACUGAUCGUUGUAAAUAAAAACGGCCGCCUCUUCAGCCUGG